GGAUUAAGAGCUAAAUACAUACACCAACACAUACCACCACCAUGUCCGCGCCCAUACACACGGCUCGCCCUCUGGCGGGCUUCAAACAGGCGCUGCGACAAUGUCGAGCCGAACGUCAACAAUGCAGCAGCAGCAGGAGAACAUACGCGAUGGCUUCCAUCUCCGAAGACAUUCCCCAGCAGCGGCAACGUGAGGUGUAUCCCUCGCUCAUGCCCAAAUCCGCCUUUCCUCCUCCCUCCAAGGGCUUCAGACCCUCCGUCGCGACCAAACAGAACCGGUUCGACGAAAGUGCCCGCAGAAUCCCAACCAUUCCACCACCACGAUCGACCCUCAAGCUCUGUAAAGACCCCAUCGCCAAACUCUGCGCAGACCAGCUUGCCGUCCUCGAUCCCACAGGCGCUCGAACGCGUCUAUUCUCUCCCACGAAUCCCGACCACGCCAACCCAGGCGACAUUCUUCUAGUCCGCCUCAAGAACGGCGAUGACUUUGCCGGAGUCUGCCUCAACAUUCGACAACGAAAUAGUCCCAUAGACACCGCUAUCCUCUUACGAGGUCAAUUGACAAGAGUGGGUGUGGAAAUGUGGUUUAAAGUCUAUUCGCCCAAUGUGGAAGGGAUAGAGCUUGUGCAGAGGAAGCAGAGGAGAGCGAGGAGAGCGAAGCUGUACUACAUGCGACAUCCGAAACACGAUAUGGGCAGUGUGGAGGGUAUCGUUCGAAAUUAUCAAAAGACGAAGUUGGGAGGGAACUUGGUGAUUAGAGGUUCCAAGGGGAAAGAUGCGAAGAGUAAGAACAAGAAGAACAAGAAGAGUGGGAAGAAGUAGUGCAAAAAAGUGUAGAGACUGGGGAACAUGGAUACCUACUGAAGAUGCAUGCAUAGCGAUGGCGUUGGAAGGCAUGGGGAGGGAGGACCUUCUGUAAAACUUAGUAAGCCAUUGCAGUGAGGAUAACGAUCCUCCCACAAUACCUCCUCUGGUAGUGUCUCGAAUGACGGGUACCUAGCUUUUUAAGGAAUUCCGUCCAUCAUAUCAGGCAUGCUCAAGAAGAAAAGAGCAUUCACUCGCUACCUGAGUACCCAAGUCCUCCCGGAGCAGCGAGCGCCUUUUUACUCCCAGAACCAA
Sphaerulina musiva SO2202 is the source of this 1118-nucleotide messenger RNA. RefSeq lists its product as uncharacterized. Gene Ontology annotation, biological process: translation. The coding region runs from base 42 to 821 and encodes 259 amino acids. The record is from RefSeq and is a predicted model, not a curated record. NCBI's taxonomy places the organism in Eukaryota, Fungi, Ascomycota, Dothideomycetes, Mycosphaerellales, Mycosphaerellaceae. Gene Ontology annotation, cellular component: mitochondrial large ribosomal subunit; ribosome. Gene Ontology annotation, molecular function: structural constituent of ribosome. The transcript has 2 exons.